This is a messenger RNA of Rhizopus microsporus ATCC 52813, 1182 nucleotides long. RefSeq names its product threonyl-tRNA synthetase. Gene Ontology annotation, molecular function: ATP binding; threonine-tRNA ligase activity. The record is from RefSeq and is a predicted model, not a curated record. Bases 1 to 1182 code for a protein of 393 amino acids. Gene Ontology annotation, biological process: threonyl-tRNA aminoacylation. NCBI's taxonomy places the organism in Eukaryota, Fungi, Mucoromycota, Mucoromycetes, Mucorales, Rhizopodaceae. Gene Ontology annotation, cellular component: mitochondrion; cytoplasm. The transcript is spliced from 2 exons.
AUGAUUCACCCUGUCAGUCCAGGAUCUAUCUUUAUGUUACCUCAUGGUACUCGCAUCGUUCACAAACUACAGGACUUUUUACGUUCAGAAUAUGCAAGAUACGGAUACGAAGAAGUCAUGACACCACUCAUUUACAAGAAGGAUCUUUGGGAGACAAGCGGGCAUUGGCAAAACUACAAGGAUGACAUGUAUAUGGUCAGCGGUACAGGGGACGAUGAAGGAUUAUUUGGUCUGAAACCAAUGAAUUGUCCUGGGCACUGUUUGAUAUUUGAUAGCACCCCCAAGUCAUAUCGCGAUCUACCUAUCCGACUGGCUGACUUUAGUCCACUUCACAGAAACGAAGCCUCAGGUGCAUUAUCUGGAUUAACUCGUGUGCGUCGAUUCCAUCAAGAUGACGCUCACAUCUUUUGUACCAAACAACAGAUUACGCCCGAAAUCACCUCUUGUCUGUCCUUUGUUGACCGUGUCUACAAGGCAUUCCAGUUCCCACACUACGACCUCACUCUCUCAACACGACCUGAAGAGAAUUAUAUCGGCAGCCUCGAAGAAUGGGAUCAAGCUGAAGAUGCCCUCAAACAAGCAUUGAACGCUACCGGACGUCCAUGGACGAUCAAGGAGGGAGAUGGUGCCUUUUACGGACCAAAGAUUGACAUCAUGGUUAAGGACUCAAGUGGCAAAUCACAUCAAACAGCUACCAUUCAGCUCGAUUUCCAACUGCCUCAGCGGUUCCAGCUCAGCUAUGUUGACGAACAAGAUCACGCUCAACGACCAGUCAUUGUUCAUCGCGCCAUCCUGGGUUCGAUUGAACGUAUGUUGGCCAUCCUGAUUGAACAUACCAAGGGUAAAUGGCCAUUCUGGUUAAGCCCUCGUCAAGGCAUUGUCAUUCCCGUUUCAACUCAGUUUGCUGAUUAUGCCCAGCAGGUUGCUCGCUCCCUUUCUCUAGGAAAAGAUCAUACAGAACCUCAGUACUAUGUAGAUACAGAUAAUUCGCCUCGUGAUCGCUUGAAUAAGAUGAUUCGACAGGCUCAGUUACAGCAGUAUAACUUUAUCUUUGUCGUUGGUCAAAAGGAAAUGGAUCAAGGUACGGUUAAUGUGAGAACAAGAAAAGGUGAUGUAUUGGGAACUAUGAGUAUAGAAGAUAUUCGAGCCAUGUUUGGACGUAUGACGGCUAAUUUAGAAUAA